Molecule: messenger RNA, 8078 nt
Organism: Ailuropoda melanoleuca (giant panda)
Lineage: Eukaryota; Metazoa; Chordata; Mammalia; Carnivora; Ursidae
Gene: NYNRIN
Product: NYN domain and retroviral integrase containing
Exons: 8
Coding region: 588-6287 (1899 amino acids)
Biological process (GO): DNA integration
Cellular component (GO): nucleus; cytoplasmic ribonucleoprotein granule
Molecular function (GO): RNA-DNA hybrid ribonuclease activity; mRNA binding
Source: RefSeq, a predicted model, not a curated record
CUGGGAGAAAGUCCCAGAAACCUAGCCCCCUCUCCCGCACCCGAACGCCACUCCUUCCCCUUCCUCUUCCUUCCACCCAGGAAAGGGGAACGUGGAAGGAAAUUAACUUUGACCCCUGAUUCUGGCUCGGGGCCUAAAACUCGGGGGGAAGGCGGAGGUUUCGCGGACCCCCGGCCCCCUCCCUCAGCCUCGUCGCCCUCCCCCGGCCUUCCGCGCCCCUUCUAGGCACCCGGCAGACGGAGAAAGGGUUCAUCCUGCGGGGGCUGGCGCAGCGCUGAAGGGGGAAGGCUGGGGGCGGAGGGAAGGGCGGCGGGAGCCCCGGCGGUCCCACCCCCAGCUGCAGCCCCUGGCAGGAAGAGAUUGUCGCGGGAGCCGCCGCCAAAAGGGACGGAGCUCGGGCGGACGGGCGCCCGGGCGGUGGCGGGUGGGCCCGCGAGCCGGGAGGACCCGGGCCCCGGCGGGGGGGGCGCGCCGCUCGGAGGAGGGGGCGUGGCCUGGGCUCGUCGGGCACCGGGCUGGGGCGCCUCCCGCGCCGGGAGCCCGGUGACACUGUCGGCGCCCUCCUUCCAGGGGCGGGCGGGGCAGCCAUGCUCCUGUCCGGGGGCGACCCUCCGGCGCAGGAAUGGUUCAUGGUGCAGACCAAGUCAAAGCCCCGGGUGCAGCGGCAGCGGCUGCAAGUGCAGCGCAUCUUCAGGGUCAAGCUGAACGCCUUCCAGAGCCGCCCGGACACCCCCUACUUCUGGCUGCAGCUCGAGGGGCCCAAGGAGAACAUGAGCAAAGCCAAGGAGUACCUGAAGGGCCUGUGCAGCCCGGAGCUGUGGAAGGAGGUCCGCUACCCGCAGGCCCUGCACUGCGCCUUCCUUGGGGCCCAGGGCCUCUUUCUCGACUGUCUCUGCUGGAGCACCCUGGCCUACCUGGUGCCUGGCCCCCCCGGCUCCCUGAUGGUGGGGGGGCUGACCGAGUCUUUUGUCAUGACCCAGAACUGGCUGGAGGAGCUGGUGGGGCGGCUGCGCUGGGGCCCUGCCGCUCUGCUCACCCCCAGAGGAAUCUGGGAGGCUGAGGUAACCAGGGCCUUCGGGGCCCUGGUCUGGAUCCGUGGUGACCAGUACGCAGGGGAUCUGCUGCAGCUGCCCCCAGCAGUCCAAGAGCUGCUGCUGAGCCUCGUGCGGGAUGCUGCGGGCAAGGAGGACAUCAUCGAGUGGCUCAGCCGCAUUGGCCCCUCCGACUUGCGCUCUGACCCCGAGGUCCUGAUCUGCCCCCCUCACCAGCAGAAGGAAGGCCCGGCCAUGGUGUCUGUGGGAGAUGGUCCUGGGCCCUUCCUGGAGGUGGGGACACUCCAGAACAGGAGUCAAGAACAUUCAAAGAGAUUAACCAGCCUGGGAGCCACCAGGGCCCUGGUCACAGCCACCCCAGGCCAGAACACACAGCAGGAGGCUGCCAGCCAGCUGGUACGGGUCGAUUCCAACAGCCACGGUGGCACAGACAGCGCUCGAGACGAAGGGCCAGCGCGAGCCACCGGCAGCCAGGACUCUGCAACCCACACACAGGCCCUGUCACAGCAGAGGCAGGGCCAGAGAGUGGAAGACAAACUCUCCUUCCAGCCUCCCGUGUCAGCCCUGGGUGUGUGCCCGCCCUGGAAGGCCUGGACCCCAGGGCCAGCCUUUGGGCCCUUGUGGCCGGGGGCUAUCGCUGCCACCUUCUGGAGGAUCAAUGAGCUGCACUCCCUCCACCUGGCCUGGCUCCUGUCCCAGGCGUGCUUCAGUUUCCCCUUCUGGCAGAGGCCGCUGGGUCCCAUUCAGUUCAAGCUACCUGGGCAGAAUCCUUUGCCCUUAAAUCUCGAGUGGAAGCAGAAGGAGCUGGUUCCUUUGCCCAGCAUGGAAGGCCCAGACUGCCGACCAGAUGCGGGACCCGGAGGAGAUGUGGCCCUCCAGAAUUGCCCGAGGCCGGAGACCCCCCAAAAAGUCAUGAGUUUAUUGGUGGUCUCGGGGGGCUCAGGUGUCAAGGACAAGACUAGCUCCGGACUUCCGCAGAUAGGGCCACCCUCGACCUCUGUAGCCCAGCUGCAAGCUGGAAGCGAGCCAGGGGAUCAAGGAAGCGGGCAGUGGGAUAGUAAAGGGCCAGAAGAGGGGCCCUUUCCAGCACCGCCGCCAGGGCAAGGAGUGUCUACAGCUCAGGGGGUGCCCAUGGCUCAAGGGGAGCCGAGCGCUCCGUCAGUACCCGAUGCUCAAACAGUGCCUGAAACUCUCGAAGUGCCCAUGGCUGCGGCAGUGGCCACAGCGCAAACCCCACCCACGAAUCAAGGGCCACCUGCAGUCCCCAAAGUGCCUACAGCCCAGACGACGCUGGCGGUCCACGCAGAAACUGCCGCUCUCGAAGUGCCUUCGGCUCCGACGAAGCCAGCAGCUCAAGGGGUGCCCACGGCUCAGAAGGCAGCCGGGGCUCCGCCGGCAUCAGCAGCUCCAGCGGUACCUGCUGCUCCAAGAGCUCCCACGGCUCAGAAAAUGCCUGUGGCAAAGUCAUCACCUGCGGGGCCCAGAGCACUCAAAGCUCAAACUGGGCCUGCAGCCAAAACGGGGUCUGCAGCCCCCAGAGCACCUGCCGCCCCCAAAGCCUCCAGAGCUCCCAAACCGCCUGCGGCUCAGAAGACGCCCACAUAUCCGGGGCCAGUCUCGGGUGCGGCCAAACUCCUGAGCGAGGGCCAGCCUUCGUCAAGGGGCAAUGCCUCCUUCCCAAAGGGCCAGGGGGAGGCUGAAAGGCAGGGUCCCCAGUCCGGCAGCACCUCGGCUCCCAGUAGUAAGCACCAACCUCAGAUGGAGGGGGUCCUGGGGGCUCGGGAGGGGGCCCCGAGGCAGCCGCCUCGCCACCCGCAGGCAAACAGCACAGUCACCAGCUUUCAGAGGUACCACGAGGCCCUGAAUACACCGUUCGAGCUGAACCUAUCGGGGGAACCUGGGAACCAGGCGUUGCGGCGAGUGGUCAUUGAUGGCAGCAGUGUGGCCAUGGUGCACGGCCUCCAGCACUUCUUCUCCUGCCGUGGCAUCGCCAUGGCGGUGCAGUAUUUCUGGAACCGGGGCCACCGAGAGGUCACUGUGUUCGUACCCACCUGGCAGCUGAAGAAGAACCGGAGGGUGAGAGAGAGCCACUUCCUGACGAAGCUUCACUCCCUCAAGAUGCUUUCCAUCACCCCCUCCCAGCUCGAGAACGGCAAGAAGAUCGCCACCUACGACUAUAGAUUCAUGGUAAAGCUGGCAGAGGAGACAGACGGCAUCAUCGUCACCAACGAGCAGCUCCAUGUCCUGAUGAACAAUUCCAAGAAACUGAUGGUCAAAGAUCGCCUGCUGCCCUUCACCUUUGCGGGGAAUCUCUUCAUGGUGCCGGAUGACCCGCUGGGCCGUGAUGGCCCCACCCUGGACGAGUUUCUGAAGAAGCCAAACAGGCUAGACACCGACGUUGGCAACUUCCUGAAGGUGUGGAAGACCCUUCCUGCCCGUUCGGCCGGCGCCUCUGAGCCGGGUGACGGGGCUGACCCUGCACCUCGGGAGGGUCUGCGGGAUACGGAAGAAGUCAAGGAGGAGAAGGGGGAGGGGCAGGAUGAGGAGCAGGGGCAGGGGCCGGUGGUGCAGGAACCGGCUGAAGAAGACGCCCCGGACUCCUCCCUGGCCUCCGUGUUCAGGGCUGAGUGCCCGUCCCUUUCAGAGGAGCUCCUCCGGUGUCUCAGCCUCCACGACCCCCCUGACGGGGCCCUAGACAUCGAUCUCCUGCCCGCGCCGGCUUCUCCCUACCUGGGCAUCCCCUGGGACGGGAAGGCUCCCUGCCAGCAGGUCCUGGCCCAGCUGGCCCAGCUGACCGUCCCCAGCAACUUCACUGCACUGUCCUUCUUCGUGGGGUUCAUGGACUCCCACCGGGAUGUCAUUCCUGACUACGAAGCUCUCGUGGGCCCCCUUCACGGCCUCCUCAAGCAGAAGCCGGACUGGCAGUGGGACUGGGAGCAUGAGAAGGCCUUCCUGGCUCUGAAGCGAGCCCUGGUGUCCGCCCUCUGUCUGACGGCCCCCAACGCCCAGCUGCCCUUCCGCCUGGAGGUGACAGUGAGCCAGGUGGCCCUGACGGCCGUGGUCUAUCAGGAGCACUCAGGGAGGAAGCACCCCAUAGCCUAUACCUCAAAACCCCUCCUCCCCGAUGAGGAGAGCGAGGGCCCCCAGUCAGGGGGAGACAGCCCCUACGCAGUGGCCUGGGCCCUCAAACAUUUUUCCCGCUGCAUCGGAGACACCCCGGUGGUCCUGGACCUUUCCUACGCCUCCCGGACCACUGUGGGCCCCGAGACGCGGGAGGGCCGCAAGGUUUCCAAAGCGUGGUUGAUCCGAUGGUCCCUCUUGGUACAGGACAAAGGCAAGAGGGCCCUGGAACUGACCCUACUCCAGGGCCUGCUGGGAGAAAACCGACUGCUGACGCCCGCGUCCUCGAUGCCUCGCUUUUUCCAGGUCCUGCCUCCCUUUUCCGACCUGUCCACUUUCGUCUGCAUCCACAUGUCGGGCUAUUGCUUUUACCGUGAGGACGAGUGGUGUGCCGGCUUUGGCCUCUACGUCCUGUCUCCCACCAGCGCCCCCGUCUCCCUUUCCUUCUCUUGCUCCCCUUACACACCAACCUAUGCCCACCUGGCAGCCGUGGCCUGCGGCCUGGAGCGCUUUGGCCAGUCCCGCCUCCCCGUGGUUUUCCUCACGCACUGCAACUGGGUCUUCAGCCUCCUGUGGGAGCUCCUGCCCCUGUGGAGGGCUCGAGGCUUCCUCUCCUCCGACGGGGCCCCGCUACCUCACCCAAGCCUGCUGUCCUACAUCAUCUCGCUCACCUCUGGCCUCUCGUCCCUCCCGUUUAUCUACCGAACCUCCUACCGGGGCUCCCUGUUUGCCGUGACGGUGGACACCCUGGCCAAGCAGGGCGCACAGGGGGGCGGGCGGUGGUGGGACCUGCCGAAGGACGUGCCGGCCCCCGUCGUGUCCCCCCACACCAUGGGCAAGAGGCCCGACUUGCUGGCACUGCAGCGGAGCGACAGCACUCUGGCCGAGAUCAUCGCCAAGCUGCGGGCCGGGCAGAAGCUGCCUGGCUCCUCGCCCUUCAGCUCAGUCUUUAACUCCCUCAGCCUGGACCAGGAGAGCGGCCUGCUCAUGUUCAAGGGGGAUAAGAGGCCCAAGGUCUGGGUGGUCCCGAGGCAACUCCGGAGGGACCUGAUUUUCUCUGUGCACGACCUGCCCCUGGGCGCCCACCAGAGGCCCGAGGAGACCUACAAGAAGUUGCGUUUGCUGGGCUGGUGGCCCGGGAUGCAGGAGCACGUGAGGGACUACUGCCGGAGCUGCCUGUUCUGCAUCCCCCGGAGCCUCCCUGGCAGCGACCUGAAGGUCAUCGAGUCCCCGUGGCCCCUCAGGUCCACUGCCCCCUGGUCCACCCUGCAGAUCGAGGUGGUGGGCCCCGUCACCAUAAGCGAGGAGGGCCACAAGCACGUGCUGAUCGUGGCCGACGCCAACACCAGGUGGGUGGAGGCGUUCCCGCUGAAGCCCUACACGCACACGGCGGUGGCACAGCUGCUGCUACAGCACGUGUUCGCCAGGUGGGGCGUCCCCGUGAGGCUGGAGGCCGCCCAGGGCCCCCAGUUCGCUCGGCACGUCCUGGUGAGCUGCGGGCUGGCCCUGGGAGCCCAGGCGGCCUCCCUGAGCCGGGACCUCCAGUUCCCCUGCUUGACCAGCUCGGAUGCCUACUGGGAGUUCAAGAGGGCCCUCAAGGAGUUCAUCUUCCUGCACGGCAAGAAGUGGGCGGCCUCCCUGCCCUUGCUGCACCUGGCCUUCAGGGCCUCCUCCGCCCAGGCCACGCCCGUCCAGAUCCUGACGGGGGAUGAGGUGAGGCUGAGCGAGCCCCUGUGGUGGGAGAUAAGCAGCGCCAAUAUCGAAGGCCUCAAGAUGGACGUCUUCCUGCUGCAGCUCAUCGGGGAGCUGCUGGAGGUCCACUGGCGGGUGGCCGACAAGCCCAGUGAAAAGGCGGAGAACAGGCGUUUCAAGCGGGAGAGUCAAGAGAAGGAGUGGAAUGUGGGCGACCAAGUCCUCUUGCUGUCCCUCCCCAGGAACGGCAGCAGUGCCAAAUGGGUGGGCCCCUUCUAUAUCGGGGACCGCCUGAGCCUGUCUCUCUAUAGGGUCUGGGGCUUCCCGACUCCGGAGAAGCUUGGCUGCAUCUAUCCCUGCAGUCUGAUGAAGGCCUUUGCCAAGAGCGGCACACCCCUGUCCUUCAAGGUCUUGGAGCAAUGACCGGGGUGGUGGGAGAGCCCCCCACUCCAAGGUCCUGGGCUUUUGCUGCUAGGCCUCCCCCAGCCCCGGGAAGUGGUCUCACAGCCCCCUGGGGGCCUCGGUUGUGCCUUUUGUGGAGAAGUGAAUUCACAAAGCUUUGCUGAAUUGCCUUGAACUGGGGACCAGUGUCCCUACAGAAACAUCCCCAGUUUGGGGUACUGGGAGCAUCUGUCAAAGGCUGUGAGAUAUGGGCCUCUGGCGACUUCACCCUGGGGUAGGGGUAGGCCUGGCUCCGUGUCUUUCCCAGAGUAUCCCCUUCGUCCUGUCACGUGUGGGCGGGUAUGUACACAUGCCCCCCGGAAUCUUACUUCUGGUGUGAUUCUGGGCCUCAAAAUCGGAACUACAUUCCCUCCUCUAAUGUGGACUCUUCUCCUGGACUGUUCAUUUGGGGAGCCUUUGCCCUUCAAGUUGUCACAGCUGACACAAAUCCCUGAGGUUGUUACGGCUCAUUCCCAGUCUCGUGGCCACCUUCCUCAGGCCAGGCUAAGCCCGCCCCGCUGUCAAGGAGAGGCUGGCAGUACGGGGCCCGAGGCUUGGGGCUGGGGUAGGAGUACGGCCAGCCACACAGAGUGUCCUGCUUGUCAGCAGGGGAAGGGCAGGGGGAGACAGCCUACCUCAGUUGGCUCCAGCCAAUGGAGACAAGUCCCCAUCCCCUGCUUCCAUGGCGUCAACCAUACAGAAAUCAAAGGAUCUCGAUGCCGAGUGUGGCGUCUCUACCUGACAAGCUGCUUCAACUAGACCAAGGGGCCCAGGCCUCUGUUUCAAGGGGGCAGGGCAUCUGAAACGAGCAGUCUGGCACACGGUGACGUGCUGGCAUGGCUCUACGUCCCAACCCCACCCCAAAGCCCGCAGCCCUCUCCUCCUCCCAUGGCUACUGUACCCUGCAUCCCCGGACUCUGCCCAGGGUGCGACUGCUUUGGUUGGGUCACCCCAUCCCCCGCACCUGCCUUCUGUGUACAGCAAGACCCAACUCCCUCCGAGCCACUCUCUGCAGAGACCAUCUUGUAGGGAGAGGGAAUUUCUCCUAGGUGCGUGUGCUCACACUGACCCCUCCGAGUUGCUGCUGUUUCCACCGGCAGAGUAAUUCCAGGUGAAGACCAGCACCGUAUCACUCUGGCGGGGCCUCUGCGUGGUUUUAUUUCUCCAAAGCUGAGCCAGUGUCCUGGCCUGGCCCAGGUUGCCAAAGCACUUGGCGUUGCUAGAGCUAGGCAUUACCUACCAUCGCAUCCAGUCUGCUUGUUGUUACGGCUAAGGAGAGAGGCCCAGAGGGGGAAGCGAUGUGCCCAAAGUCACACAGCUAGUUGGUGGCUGAGUUGAGACCAGGAUUCAGCUUCCCGACUCUCAGUUCACUUUAAACAGGGUUCUGGUGACAGGUUCAAGGGAGAGAAUCCCUCAGAAUCCUCUUCAAUUCCCCGUCUCCCAGCUCUGUAGACAAACUGCUUCGAUGUUGCCCUUAAGCCAUUUCCAGCUGCUUAUUCUGUCCCGGAGAGAAUGACUGGGUGACAGCUGAGAAACUGAGAGAUGAGUUGUGGGAUUGUUAGCAGAUACCUUCUUUCCUUUUUUCCCUCCGCUCCCCUGGCUUCUCUGCCUCCCUCCAGUGGUAUGCCAACCUCUUCCCGCUCCUCGCUCCUCCGUGCUGGACCCACGUCCCGCCUCCCUCCCCGACACCCCAACUGUGAACCACAUUUAUGAUCUUAUGCCCUUUUAUAUGAUUUUUUUCAUUCAGUUUGUCAAUAAAUGGAUCCAAAUGGA